Molecule: messenger RNA, 6633 nt
Organism: Myxocyprinus asiaticus (Chinese sucker)
Lineage: Eukaryota; Metazoa; Chordata; Actinopteri; Cypriniformes; Catostomidae
Product: elongation of very long chain fatty acids protein 5-like
Exons: 7
Coding region: 4-879 (291 amino acids)
Biological process (GO): fatty acid elongation, polyunsaturated fatty acid; very long-chain fatty acid biosynthetic process; fatty acid elongation, saturated fatty acid
Cellular component (GO): endoplasmic reticulum; endoplasmic reticulum membrane
Molecular function (GO): fatty acid elongase activity
Source: RefSeq, a predicted model, not a curated record
GAGAUGGAGACCUUUAAUUACAGAGUUAACACUUAUAUUGACUCAUGGAUGGGACCCAGGGAUAUACGGGUUCGAGGAUGGCUACUAUUGGACGACUACAUUCCUACUCUUACCUUUACUAUUAUAUAUCUUCUGAUUGUGUGGAUCGGACCAAAAUACAUGAAGAACAGACAGCCAUACUCGUGCAGAGCUCUGCUAGUGCCGUAUAACCUCGGCCUGGUGCUUCUGUCUCUCUACAUGUUCUAUGAGCUGGUGAUGUCAGUGUAUCAAGGUGGAUACAACUUCUUCUGCCAAAACACCCACAGUGGAGGAGAAGCUGACAACAGGGUGAUGAAUGUCCUCUGGUGGUAUUACUUCUCCAAACCCAUUGAGUUGAUGGACACUUUCUUCUUCAUCCUGAGGAAAAACAACCACCAGAUCACGUUCCUGCACGUGUACCAUCAUUCCACCAUGCUGAACAUCUGGUGGUUUGUCAUGAACUGGGUGCCAUGUGGCCACUCAUAUUUUGGCGCCACGUUUAACAGCUUCAUCCAUGUGUUGAUGUAUUCAUAUAGCGGCCUCUCUGCUGUUCCAGCCUUUAGACCGUAUCUGUGGUGGAAAAAAUACAUCACUCAGGGGCAGCUGAUCCAGUUUGUUCUAACUAUGUUCCAAACAUCUUGUGCUGUGGUUUGGCCGUGUGGUUUUCCAAUGGGCUGGCUGUAUUUCCAGAUCAGUUAUAUGAUCACUCUUAUUUUACUGUUCUCAAACUUCUACUUACAGACCUAUAAGAGACACAGUGGCUCUCGAAAGGCAGAUUACUCUAAUGGAUCAAUAAAUGGCCACUCUAAUGGGGUAACAGCCAGCGAGAAGGUGAAAUACAGGAAACCACACGCAUUUUGAAGACAAUUUAUCCGUAUUUAUGUAAUCUAGCGAUUAAAGUGUUGUAUCAACACAGUAGUAGAGGAGCUAUGUACAAUAUAUCCACUUACCAAGCUAAAGUCAUUUAGUCUUUAAGAGAUUCCUAACAUUUAUGUUGUUAUUCAUAUUGAAUCACAAAAAUAUGGGAACUAGACAACAAUUUGGGUUCUAGUGAGCACAUUUCUCAGGCUUCUAGAGUAGUCUUGUUUUAUUAAAUUAUAAAGAGGCUAACCAUAUUAAUGUACUUAUCUGCACUGGUGUCUUAAAUAAGAUUGUUGUUUGUAGACGUAAAGGAAAAGAGAAUGUAUCAGAGGAACUUAACAAUACUGACAGGAGUAUGCCACACUUAUAGAGCAGUAUUAUACACAUUAGUUACAUACAAUACAGCAUUUCUUUAGACUGAGCAGUUUGUCUUAGAGUCAUUAGAAGAUACAGAGAUACAGUAUAUAUAACAAUUUAUAUUUAUAACCAUAUUUGCUUUAAUACACUGAGGCUAAAAAAUAUGGGAGCUAAUUAUAUAAACCUAUUUUAGUCGCUUUUAUUGACUAUUAAUUACUUCGAUUUACAGUAGAACAUUCGUAAGCAAUUUUUUUUUUCUUUUUUUCCCCCAAAAUGCUAAGACUAUAGCAUUAUUAAUUUGUCAUUCAUUUCAUUAAAAUGUUAAUUAUAAGUGUUAGCUAUAGUGGUGUACUCUGUCAGUGAAUGUCACGAAAAUAUAUCCAGGUCAUUAUUUCACACAAAAUCAAAAUAAAAAGAUUAAUGAAUUUACAGUUUGCAUAAAUAAAAUGAAGGCUAUUUUGGGACUAUUAAUAUAUUUAUUUAUUUAUUUAUUAUUAUUUUUUUGCAUUGUAACAAUAUUUUCAUAAAAAUUAACCACAUUUUCUUCAUAAAUUCUUUUUAUCAUUAUGCAUUUAGACCUUUGUUUUUGUAAUUCUCAUUGUUCUCGAUGAUGAUUCUCAUUAGAUUUUUAUUACUGUAAAUGUCAUUUUUACCCUUUUUUAUUCUUUAAUCAGAAUUAAAGACAAUGCAAUCAGUACUACCAUAAUGUGUGAAUAUUUCACAAUUUAAAUAACAUAUAUUUUAUUUGCAUUACAGUAAUGAGAAUGAGAUUGUUUUUUUCAUUACAGUAAUAAGAAUUUGAAGGAAAAUGUGCAGUCAAUAAAAAUAAUGACAAUAAUGACACAAAGCAAAAAAGCCUUUAUAGUCCUAAAAUAUGCAUCAUUUUGUUCAGUAAAAUGUAAUUUUUUAUUUCUUUUCUUUUGAUUUUGGGGUGAGAUUUACCCAUGUAGCCAUGUGCAUGCAUUGGAGAAUUAAUAAAAAAGACAACACUCAAAUUACAAAUAUAGUAUUAUUUGUUGUAUAUGAUGGUGUUAGCAUAGACUGUAUUGGAAAUAUUUCUUGCAUGCUUUGCGAUGUAUGACAUCAGUGUUUGGCUCAAACCUCGACUAAAGCAUCUUUAUCUCCACCACCAUUUCGGUCACAGUGUCGGGCUAUUGUCUGAUGAAUGCUUUUUAAUGACCUACUGUAGUGUCGUAUAAACAUCUGAUUGCAGCAUAUAUAAAGUCAUAUAUACAGAUCUCCAGUGUUAAAGUGAAUUAUCUAAUGUAACAGCAUCUUUGAGCUCAGUAACCUGUGAAUACAGUAGCUGUUGUGCUUAUUUCCUGGUGUCAGAAUGUGUUGUAAUGAAUCAUCACUUUAGUGGGUCGCUUUAACUUUUAUCUUCUCCCAGACACCGAAAAAGGAAAUAAGUGCUGAUGCUGUAAUGACAAAGCACUUUAUGAACAAUGUCACUUUCCCUUUUACUUCCUUAAAGCUACUGUAAUUGGUGCCUGAGAAAUUGUGUCACUCAAGAAAACAGUCAUCUAUGUUGGGGGUAACAGUUGGGUCCCCAAUAUGAAUAUUGAGGAAUAAAAACUCAGACUCAGGUUUGCAAUCAGUUAAGAGAGAGUUUACUGAUUGUUCUCUGCAGUUCCAAUUUUACAUCACAAGUCAAUGGGAUCCAGUAGUUCAGUAAUACAGAAGAAAAAGAAGAAGCCUACACUGUAAAAAAAAAAACUGUUUUACUUUAUAAGGUAUUUGUUAGUCACCGUAGUAACUACAGAAGAGCACAUGAUGACAUGAUACUCUCUUGUUAAACAUAAUGUAAAUGUUUUUUUUUUUACCAUUAAUUAUACAGGAAAAUCACAUUUUUCAAUCUAAAAAAUUUAAUUUUUACAACAUUUUAUUGUAAAAACUACUGUAUUGUUUUUUAAAAUAUAUUACAAUUUUUUACUGUAUAUUUUAGUUAAUAUUCGUUAAUCAAUUAACAUUUUAUUUCUGUAGCAUUUUUACAGUCUUUUACUGUUAAAAUUACAGACAUUUUUUACAGUGUACUUUCAAAAACAUUCACAAGCAAUUAUAAUCAUAUGCAAAUGUAAUUAGAGGUGUCACAGUACAACACUUACUGAGAUUAUGUUAGGUCACUUACUUCAAACAUCUUAGCACUUUACAAAUAUGGUCUGGUUCCACCUUUGUGCAAACAAUCAUUAGGUAGCCAUAACAUUAAUCAGUUCCCAUCAUUGGUUUUUACAGAAAUUAUGUGCAGAUGUCACAAGUUAUAGCGAUACGUUAUGACCACUACCUCUCUUCAUCAAGAAAGUACCAAGUAGGGCAACUAAAAUCCUUGAGGUUUUUGACUCUGGCAGUCACGUGUCAUAGGACACCAUAAACAAUCCAAACACUGAAUGAUUUAGACACUGCAACAGGUAGGCGCUAUCUCCCUAGGAAGGGAGUCUUUCUCCCUAAUCUUUGAUGGAAUGCAGGGCCUCUCGUCAUCUGUGGAAAAUUAGGAUAGAGCCAGGAGAAAAACAGAACACGCACACAGUCACUUAAUAUGACAAUAUAACCAUAUCAUAACUAAAAUCUCUCUCUCAUACAAUUACUAAUGAUUGAAUUAAAAUAGAAUCAAAUGGUUAUAGAAUAGCUGAUUAAUUAUGUAAUAAUUAUAACAGAUAUAUAUUUUUGUGAAUAAAUGCAGUCAAUAUAAAUGCAUAUCCUCCAGGAGCCGGAUUAAAUGAAUAAUCACUGUUAUUGCAUUCCUGAUAUAAAUCAGACCCUCAGUCACCCCACAGAUGACAUACAUGUUACUUGCACCUCAUUGUAAAAGAAAAAUUGAAAAUUGAUAAAUAUAAUGAGUAUAAAUGAGGAUUAUAAAAGAUGAGAUAUAACUCGUAAGAGUAAAAGUAUAUUCAAAUAUUAACCCCUUCACUCCCCCCUUUUUAGACCGGUGUGGGGAUCUAAAAUCAAACCCUUCACAACCCCCUUUUUGCCUAAAUGACUACUCUAUUGUGGUCUAGGCAAAAUCUCUUAAUAUAAAUUCUAAAUACCGAUUCUAUGGGAAAAGCAAGCAAUACUCAUGAACAUAUCUGUAAAACAAAACAAAACAAAUAAAAAAACCUUACACUUGGAGUGUUAUCACCUUCUCAAUUCUUUAACAAAUUGGUCUAGACAUUUUUUUAUUUAUUAGUCAGUUUCACCUUUUUACUCAUUUCUCUUUCCCAUUUCUCAAACAAUUCUAUUUAAAUUGUUAUUAACUGUAAACUAGUCUUUAAAAACAAACAAACAAAACAAGUCACCACUGUUUUUUUAAUGUUUUAUCAUUACUAUUAAAAACAUAUAUAAGUUCAAUAAAAGUAUAAUAAAUAAUAAUAAAUCAUCUUUCAAUGUUAAUUAUUUAUCAUACAAACAUUCCAAGGUUUGUUUAAUACUUACAGUCUGCUAAGUCAGGCACUCCUAAAUCUGCAACAAUUCUCAAAAGUUUACCCCCAAUACAAAUCUAUAAAUAAUAAUCUUGUACACAGGGUAUGAACCCUUGAUGGCACAGUGACAGAUUUUUUGGUAUUUAACACUGUGAUAAGUUGUUUUAGUAAAGCGGUUAUUAAAAUGCAGUUGGGUUGAAUGGAACUCACAGUUUUUGGGCAGAUUCCUGUAGACCUCCCGUUUGAUGCUUCUGGCCUAAAAGCAUCGAUCCACUUAUAUCACACCUCCCUUCUUUGGCAGGUUUACAGGGCGGUGAUACCUGCCUUAGGUUGCCCCCAUUUUGGCCAUUGGAGAGUCUUACCCAUCAUUGGGUCAUCACCUCUUGCCACUGGGUUACCACUUUGUUCCCUCUGGCAAUCUCUGAUAAUUUGGUAUUAGUAAACAGAUAAACUCUUUUGUUUCGGGGAGUAUCAUUUGAGAACCGUCACAGCAAAUGGAACCAUCUACAACUGCUUAAAUAUGGAGACAUUUCAAAACAUGGUUAAAUUCACACAGCAUUAUUCAGAAUGUAACAAUCUAUUAUAAUUGUCCAAAUUAAACAUGAAAUAACAAUGCUAAAAUUGAACUCAUUUACAGAGCAUACAUUUCCAUUCAGGUUGUAUUUCUGCUACUUUAGCAAAUGUCACAAAAGACCAUGUAUCAUGGUGGGGACUAACAUCAGACCAUAAUUUAUAUAAUUUUGAACAAGUUUGUCAUAACUAGAAUAUAACAUCUGUGAAGCUUCUAGGAAGCUUCAUUUAAAAACAUCACCUUAAUUCAAUCAUAGUCCAGACUGUUUUGAACCUACAUUAAGUGUGUCAGGUCAACCUUUCAACAGAAUAUCUUAUCUUUAGUAUAAAUUCUUAAAUUCAAAUUGUCCUCUGAAUACACAAAAUCUUUAACUAUGAUGAGGAAAACUGUAGCUUUACCUUUAACUUUCAACUCUUUAGUAAAAAAACAAAAACAAACUUUGCGUUUCUUUUCAAGCAGAGCUUUAAACUCCUCAUUCCUAUCUUUUAGCCUGUGUCAUCUUAUUGUUAACAUAUUACAAUCCUUUUUUAAAAUCUAUUAUAAUUAUUAUUAAGUCAAUGAAAUCUCUUAGUACUCCUUUCAGCAUUUUUUUGCUCUUUCUCAGGAGAAGGAACUUCUAUUCUAUCAGAAAAAAUAACAUAAAUCACCUAAAAAAAAGGGUAUAUAGAAGUUAAAACAGAAGAAAGUAGUAAAGAGGCACAAUGAGAAUUCAAACAAAUCUCUUUUCUUGUGUUUUGAAAUAACUGAUCAGUAAAAUACUCUACGUCCUUUUAAUUUCUCAUGUCUCUUAUAUGAUGAGAAGUGUUGUCAACUUUUUGUUAGAACAUUUGCUUGAACAUUUUAUUCUCAUCACUCAUUUUUAUACCCUAAUAUUUAUACAACCUACUGUACAUUCUAUAUAUACUAUAUAUAUACUUUUUUUUACUGAAUAAUGUGUAUCUAUAUUGUGUGUAUGUAGGUGUGUGUGUAUGUGUGUGUGUGUGUGUGUGUGUGUGUGUGUGUGUGUCUGUGUGUGUUGUGUCUGUGUAUGUUGUGUAUGUGUGUGUGUAUGUGUGUAUGUGCACUUUAUUACUCUUAUAUCUCACACCGGACUGUCAUAAAUUAUGUUAUUAUUAUAUUAUAUUCUCUCUUAACAACUGACUAUCAACCGACAGCCUGAAUGUCAAUACAGUACAAUACUGUACAUUCUAUAUAUAUAUACUUUUUUAUAUAUUUUUAUUUUUUAUUUUUAUUGAAUAAUGUGUAUCUAUAUAGUGCGUAUUGUAUACUGUACAGUGUAUGUUAUUAUUUGUAUAUUGUGUUGUGUGUAAUUAUGUGUAUAUUAGACUUUAAAUUGUGUUGUGUUAAUUUGAUGUUAUUGUAAAUUGGUAUAUGUCUCAUCACUGUCACGACUGCUAUGUUGAUCGGAACUGCACCCAAGAAUUUCAC